This is a messenger RNA of Cheilinus undulatus (humphead wrasse), 6022 nucleotides long. RefSeq names its product protein bicaudal C homolog 1-like. Gene Ontology annotation, molecular function: RNA binding; protein binding. NCBI's taxonomy places the organism in Eukaryota, Metazoa, Chordata, Actinopteri, Labriformes, Labridae. The coding region runs from base 295 to 3225 and encodes 976 amino acids. The record is from RefSeq and is a predicted model, not a curated record. The transcript is spliced from 21 exons. Gene Ontology annotation, cellular component: cytoplasm.
CUUUCCCGAGGAGUUGGUUGGUAUGCGUGCUGUGCGGUGCUCCGUUAACUCCGCACACAACCUAAAGCGAAGGGACCAGUGUGCUCGUGCCUAUUUUUAGCAGUGUAUCUGUCUAAUGGGGGGAAACGAGGAGGUUUGAGGUGACUACAGACGAAACUGGCGCUGCAAUGAGCUCGAACAACACCGCGAAGUGACGGGACUAAAAAAAAAGUUAACACGAGUUCGCCUAGCUUCGGCUCAACUUAACUUUGAAUCCAACGCAGUGACCACUGGAAGAAGUUGCUGCGCAGCGCCAUGGCUUCCCAGUGUGACACUUUAAGCGGAUACUUGCAGCAGUCGGACCAGGGUUCUAACAGCGAGCGCAGCACCGACUCUCCUCUCCCGGGCUCAGAGGAGGACCUGAGCGGACCCCAUCCUCUGCAAGACCCGGAGUGGACCGAGGAGAGGUUUCGUGUGGACCGAAAGAAGUUGGAAGUCAUGUUACUAGCUGCCUCUGAGGGGAGAGUCAACGGUGGGGAAGAUUUCUUUCAGAAGAUCAUGGACGAGACCCAAACACAGAUAGCAUGGCCAUCCAAACUGAAAAUUGGUGCCAAAUCCAAAAAAGAUCCACACAUCAAAGUAUGCGGGAAGAGAGAGAAUGUGAGGGAAGCCAAAGACAGAAUAAUGUCUGUCCUCGACACAAAGAGCAACAGGGUAACUCUGAAGAUGGACGUCUCCCAUACAGAACACUCCCACGUUAUCGGCAAAGGUGGCAACAACAUCAAGAGGGUGAUGGAAGAGACAGGGUGCCACAUCCAUUUCCCCGACUCCAACAGGAACAACCAGGCAGAGAAAAGCAACCAGGUGUCCAUUGCAGGGCAGCCAGGAGGGGUGGAGGCAGCACGAGUAAAAAUACGGGAGCUGCUCCCUCUCGUGCUAUCUUUCGAGCUUCCUGCCAUCAUGCAGUCAGACCCCAGCUCUCCAACUGUGCAGCACAUCUCACAGACUUACAACCUCACGGUCUCCUUCAAGCCCCCGACUCGCCUCUACAGAGCCACUGGUGUUGUUCGGGGCUCACAGAAUAACGCUAACGCUGUCAAGAGGGGAACCGCUCUCCUUUUGGAGCACCUCGCUGGCAGCCUGGCGAGCACCAUCUCCGUCACCACCCACCUGGACAUCGCACCACAGCACCACCUCUUCAUGAAGGGCCGCAAUGGCAGCAACAUCAAGCACAUCACCCAGAGGACAGGAGCCCAGAUCCACUUCCCAGACCCCAACAGCCCCCAGAAAAAAUCCACAGUUUACAUUCAGGGCACCAUUGAGUCAGUUUGUCUGGCACGGCAGUACCUCAUGGGCUGCCUGCCGCUGGUCUUAAUGUUUGACAUUAAGGAGGACGUUGAGGUGGAGCCCCAGUGUAUCACAGCGCUAAUGGAGCAGCUAGACGUCUUCAUCAGCAUCAAGCCAAAACCAAAACAGCCCAGCAAGUCUGUGAUAGUCAAGAGCGUUGAGAGGAACGCAGUGAACAUGUACGAAGCCCGGAAGUUCCUCUUGGGUCUGGAGAGCAACGGGGUGUCAUCCUCCUCUCCCUCGGUGGCAUUGAAUCCUGCCACAAACGGUCCAUCCCCGUCGCUCAUCUGCCCCGUCGGCCUGGACAUCCUGGCCUCAGCUGGCCUGGGGCUGAGCAAUCUAGGUUUCCUGGGUGCCACAGCGCCGCACUCCCUCACCAACUCUGCUGCCCCAAACGCCAUCCUCAACAGCUUGAACUCCUCCAUGAGUCCACUGCAGACUCCAAGCCCUAGUACCCCUACACCCUCCCCCUCCCUGUGGCCCAGUUCACUCACAAGCACUCAAGGCUUCUCUUCACAGCUCAUGCUGCACCCUGCAACCCAGGCCACCCUGAGCAGCAUCCUGCUGUCAGGUGUACAGGGUUACACACAGAGCACGCCGUCCCCUCCUCCUGGCCUCGCUCCCAUUGACAAGCAGCCUAACGGGGUCCCUGACUGUGCCAAAGGCCCCUGCACUCUUAAUGGACAUGUCAAGCAUCCCAGCUCAGUCUAUGGAAGGAUAGCAACAGCAUCACUUGCGGAAACGGUUUUAAGUCCAGCACCAUGUGACUCUGUCCAGGAGGGCAGCAGCCACAAUCCAUCAGAACCGCUGUCCAGCAAAUCCAGCCAGGAUGAAGGUUCUGACACUUUCGUGGAGGUGGGCAUGCCCAGAAGCCCCUCACACUCGGCCAAUGGGAGCGAACUGAAACAGAUGCUGGCUUCCUGCAAGACGUCGUCAGGGAAACGGCAGGCUGUGGAGCUCCUGCAGGGCACCAAGAACUCCCAUCUACAUUCUGACUGUCUCCUUUCGGACGCCGAGUCCAGCUCAUCAGACAGUCCUGUUGCAGAUAAGAGGGCACCAGGGAGCGAGCGGGCAGCAGAGAGGGCGGCUCAGCAGAACGAGAGGGAGAGAAUCAGACUGGCGCCACAGACCUCGUUUGCUAAUAUGCAGGCCUUUGACUAUGAACAGAAAAAACUGUUGGCAACCAAAGCCAUGUUAAAAAAGCCUGUGGUGACCGAGGUGCGGACCCCCACCAACACAUGGAGUGGUCUUGGCUUCUCAAAGUCCAUGCCAGCUGAGACCAUCAAGGAGCUGAGGAGAGCCAAUCAUGUUUCAUACAAGCCCAGCAUGAGCACAACCUAUGAGGGUUCCCCGCUGUCCUUGUCUCGAUCUAGCAGCAGGGAAGGCGUGGGGAACGGCAGUGACUCUGACAACUGGCGUGAGAGGAAUGGUACCGGUAACGGCCUGCCGAGUCACGCCGAGUUCCCGUCCGCUGUCAGCAGCCCGAAGAGGAAACAGAACAAAUCUGCUGCAGAGCAUUACCUCAGCAGCAGUAACUACAUGGACUGCAUCUCUUCAGUGACUGGCAGCAACGGCUGUAGCCUGAAUUCAUCUCUGAAAGGCUCAGAUCUGCCUGAGCUGUUCAGCAAACUGGGCCUGGGGAAGUACACAGACAUCUUCCAGCAACAAGAGAUUGACCUCCAGACAUUCCUGACUCUAACAGACCAGGACCUGAAGGAACUUGGCAUCACCACCUUUGGAGCCCGCAGGAAAAUGCUGCUCGCCAUCUCAGAACUAAACAAGAACCGUAGGAAGCUUUUUGAGCCACCCAUCAGGUCCUCCUUCCUGGAAGGUGGAGCAAGCGGCCGCCUCUCCCGUCAGUUUCACGCAGACAUGGCCAGCAUCAGCGGGCGGUGGUAGACGCCAAGCCUCUCAGAACCAUCCAUGAUGGAGUCCAGCUUCUUGUAUGUCUCUGUGCCUGAGACACCCAUGUUUCAGCAGAUGUUUACCUUCUUUCAGCUUCAGCUGAACAAGACUCUUCAGAAUGUUGUUGCCAUAUAGUAUAUAUGUAAAUGUACUACAAAAAGCCAUAAUUAUACCUAAAGUGCCAACAGGAAAAAAAAGGAUUUCUCAGAAACGUGAGGUUCAGUGUUCGCUUCACACACAGCUGUUGUGUCUUUGUGGAGCAUUUUUAUAUGAAGGUUGUUGUUCUGGUUCUAAUGAAGGGUACUGUCCAGUGUUUCUGUCCACGUUUAGUUCAAGGGAACAGGCAGAAUGAUUAGUACAAUCAUUUUACACAUUGAUGCUACCUGCAUUUAUAUUAUGCUGUUGUAUCAGUGACAUGCACUUUAAUAAUACUAGACUUUUGCCUGUGAAAGCCUAAUUAAUAAUUCCCUAGAUUGAAUUAAUUAUAAUAAUAACUAUGCAUUUUUAUAUUGACUUAAAGCACAGAUGCAUUUUGUACCAAACCAAAUGGAAGCACUUAACCGAUGAGAUUAGGGCGACACCAAAUGAUGUACAAAACUAGGUCAUUAACUUUAAACCAAAGGGAGGUGUCAUUGUGAGAACCAGCUGCCUUAAAGUGUUCUGAUUGGUGGACAUUCCUCUGAUGUCAGUGUUUUUGUCCAACCACAGUCUGUUUGUUUUUGUAGACAAAAAAAUCAAAUAUUUUAUACUCAUUAUGCAUUAUGAUUUUGUUUUUGUUUUAUUACCAUUUUAGGGGAGUGGGUGGGAUGUUUAAUCAGUUUACAUAUGUAUUUUUUAUACGUUCAUGAAUGAGUUUCUAUGAUUUUGUAAUUAGAUUAUUUGUCUCUUUUACUUUUCCCCCCUUGCCCUUUAUUCUGUGGAGCCGUUUCAUGGCUGUGCCAUCAGACAGCAGCAGACAUGAGGCAGUUAGGCUGAGCUUUACAGGCCUCUCUCUGAUUGUGUCAGCAGGCAUCUUUCUGUGGUUUCCCUCCUCUGUUUGUUUAUACUACAUGCUCUUUUUGUCUCAUCUGUUAUUUGUCAUAGUUGGCCUCUCUGUGGCCCCUUCUGUACGCCGAAAAUCUAACUCCUCCACAUCUUCAGGAUUUUCUGCCAUAGCGGCAUGCCUUUUUUUGUCUGCCUGUAAAGACCUCUCAACAGAGCAAGGCCAGGCCUCUGUGGCAGAAAGUGCCAAUGUACAUAAGUCAUUUUUCAGCAGGGAGAUUUUUCAUUAAGAACACUAAUAUUUUCUGACCUUACUCUCCAGAUAGGAGGUGCAUCACACAAAGAGGCAGUUUAUUCACAGCCAAGAUGGUUUUAUACAAGCAUUUCUACAAGAAGCAAAAAAUAGCCAAUGAAAGUCUUCUGAAGGACUCUGAGAUUUCAGAUAAAAACAAAUCCAAAUCUGUAAUGCUCUUAUCAGUCGUGCAAUCAAAUAUCCAGAAGACCUGGUUAAGCAGUGUUUAAUGAAGAAGAAGGCUUGUGUAUGCAGGAGCAGUGUUUAUUGUUCUGAGCUCCUGUAUUAUGUUUGGUCACAUGUUGUAAAAGGAAAACAUCCUUUUCCUGAAGUUCAUUAACUUUGGAUAACUCAAGUGUUCUUUAUUGUGAAGUUCGUGAGAUUUAUCACAAAAAUGAAGCCAGGGAGCAUUUUGUUUUAAGUGCAAUUAAGUGCCUCUUCAUACUUAGUUUCUUAGAGAUGUGUUUUAUUUGGAGUUAAAGUAAAAGGCAAUGACUAAAGAAUUUCUAAUCAUAGUAAAGUGUUGUUGGUAUGCAGCACAUGGCUGUGCAUCGUGAUAAAUUUAUCCAGCAGAAAUGAAAAGAAAAAGGGAUGAUUUUUGACCUCUGUAGAGCAACUUAUCAUGUUCACUUUAGCCACUUCCUUACUUCCCUUGCACCUGAUUUGAGCCAUUCUCAAUGUGGUUGUCAAGUUAGUAACUGAAUAAUUAUCUGACACGGUUGCCAAUGUCAACCAGGUAAUUGUCUUUUAUUUCUCCUUCAAAGUCUAAAGGAAAGAGACAAGAAGAAGUGAGAAACUUAAAAAGGGAUUGUUAAUAAAGAGAAGAAACCCGGGGCCAGUUCGCCCUCACUCAUCAUGGUACUACAUUAAAAACUGUUGAGCACUGAUUCUCCAAGUGCUGUGACUCGUGUUCCUGCCUAGCAGACAUUUGUUUUCAUCUUUCGCCUUGUUUCAGAUGUGUUUGCUCGGAGGGCAAAAGAGGUUCUUGUCUUAUCAAGUGAAUGUUGUUUAAAAAAAGAAUUAUUGGUGCAUGUUUUUUUGCAGAUUAAUUACAGAUCAUUGAAGGGCCUCAUCAAGACAAAACGUUUACUACCAGCUUGGCUCCUCUGCCCUCCAUAGAAAACUUUCGUUAUGAUGUCUUUGAUUUGUUGUGUUAGUCGUGUUUUUGUUCCCAAAGGGAUUAUUUUGAAGGAGUCUUUGUACUGCAAUCAAAUGGUACAUUUAUAGUAAAUGCAAACCACUAAGGAAAUGAUGGAAUACUACACAUUUGUACAACUUUUUCAUCAUAUACAGCCAUUGUUCGAGUGUGGGAAAGGUACAAUUCUGCACACAGUUCCAUAGAGGAGUUUAUGUAUAAACAAUGCUAUGAGGCCAAAGCUCUGUUCAUUGUGGCAUCUGUUGAUGCUAUUGUUAUUCUGUCUCUAUUGUAGUGCAGAUAUAAACAGGAGGCAUUGUCAAGCAGGCAAAAAAAAUGUUGGUUCAAACAUUCAAGUGAUAUUAUGAAAGUAAUAAAUGUAU